AUGCAUUUUGCAUACCUAGCCAUUAUCGCCGUGUUCAUCUUGAAACUGUCCAUUCUGCAGAACACGGAUGGGGCAGCUGCAGAUGUCAAAGACGAGAGAACACGCCGUCGCUUGAUUGAAGGCGGACGAAAGCUGGCUGCUUCUCUGGAACAGCCCAGAGAGACAUUGCGCAGAAUCGGUCAUUUUCCUUUUCAACUACCUUUGGCGCUCGUCGGCGUGGAGACCGGAGUGUUUGAUGCUUUGACAGCCGCGCAACACCCUCUCAGCAUCACAGAGCUCGCAGAGAAGAGUGGCGUCAAUAUCGACCUCCUGAAGAGACUGUUGCGGUAUUACCAGGCUACUGAUAGCAUAUCUCAAGUGGGCGACGACACAUUCCAAUCGAGUAACGUGACUCGAGCUCUGAGCGACGCUGACCAUGGUAAAUCCCUUCGAUGGAUCAAAAAGGGAGGCCUGUCUUCUUCGACCUUGGACUUUGAGAAACGCUUCUCCCAGGGCGCGACCAGCUCAACUAUCCUGUUCGUCGAUGUCGGUGGAGGCUCUGGCUCCCAGGCUCGCACAUUCCGCCAGCGGUAUCCGAACCUCCCCGGUCGAGUUCUUCUCCAGGACCAGCUCGAGGUCGUGCAACAUGUGAAGAUUGAGCUUGCUAGCUCGCGUAUCGAGGCUGAGGUGUAUGCCAUCUUCACGCCGCAGAUAAGCUUACUACUUGCGGAACAUCUUCCAUGGUCCAAAUGCAAGGAGAUCCUGACCAAGGCCAAGGCGGGCAUGACCAAGGAGUCGGUGCUGCUGAUUGACGAGAUCGUUCUUCCCGAGCGGCACGCGACGACCCAGGGAGCCGAGCAUGACAUCGAGGUCAUGGUGACCGUGGUUGCUGCUUCGAAGCUGUUCUGUCUGCAAUGUCACGACCCGAGAGAGAACGUGAUCGCUGAUUCAACGAGCACUGCAGUUGGCAUGGAGCGUACGAGGGCACAGUGGGAAAGCCUGCUGAACGAAGCGGGGUUAAAAAUCAUUGAGGUGCUGAAGUAUGACCAAGAUUACAAGGAUUCUGUCAUCAUCGCCGGCGUCAAAUGA
Messenger RNA from Anthostomella pinea, 1068 nucleotides. The record is from the annotation of a GenBank genome assembly. NCBI's taxonomy places the organism in Eukaryota, Fungi, Ascomycota, Sordariomycetes, Xylariales, Xylariaceae.